Molecule: messenger RNA, 980 nt
Organism: Dryobates pubescens (Downy woodpecker)
Lineage: Eukaryota; Metazoa; Chordata; Aves; Piciformes; Picidae
Gene: APOLD1
Product: apolipoprotein L domain containing 1
Exons: 2
Coding region: 137-877 (246 amino acids)
Biological process (GO): lipoprotein metabolic process; lipid transport
Cellular component (GO): extracellular region; membrane
Molecular function (GO): lipid binding
Source: RefSeq, a predicted model, not a curated record
CAGGAAAUGGCAAACUCCCACUAUGAGGCAAAGCAUUCCCGUGGCAGCAAUUGGUCCACAGGAGCUAUAAAUUGGUCUCCUCCAGAAACAGCUCAGAAUUUGUCUUUGGGGAGGUCAGCUGGGCAGCAAAGCGGCCAUGGAGAGAAACGGUGCUGCCUUUCCCCAGACACCAGACCCCACACACCACUUCCACAUUUCCCUGCUGGAUCAGAGGCAGAGGCUGCGUGGGCAGAUCGCUCACCUUCACAAGGCAGCUCGGAAACUCAGCAAGCUCCGCAGGAGGUCCCUGAUCGCCAACGUGAGCGGCAGCACGCUGACGGCCGCGGGAGCGCUCACCGCCAUCGUGGGGCUGUCCCUCAGCCCGGCCACCCUGGGAGCCUCUCUCCUGGCGUCGGCUGUGGGUCUGGGUCUGGCUGCUGCCGGCGGGGCUGUCAGCAUCACCUCCGACCUCUCCUCGGUGCUCUGCAACUCCCGAGAGGUGAGGAAGGUGCAGGAAAUCGCCACGACUUGUCGGAAACAGAUGAGGGAAAUCCUUGGCUGCCUGGAGUUCCUUCGCCGGGGGCAGGGCCCUGGGGACCCCAGGCUGCGCCAGUCAGAGAAGAGGGCCUCCAUCUCUCUCUACAACUCUGUCUGCUUCAUGGUCUUCUGCGGCUCCCACACCUUCCUCGUGCCAGAAUACACAAAGGAGGUCACAAAAGUUAGCCAAGCUGUGCUGAAGGCCAAAAUCCAGAAGCUGGCUGCUAACCUCGAGACCUGCACCAGGGCAAUGGAUGAAGUCUGUGAACUUCUGGAGUCUAGGACAGAGCUUUCUCAAUGUAUGAGGAGACUCAAUUUGGGUUCUGUAACCACUGCUGAGAUCCCAAGGUCAUCCAGCUGAAAGAGGGUUUGCCCCAUAACUAAACCCAGGCUUGGAAACGUGACAUUAUUAACUGUUACUGUUAGCACUGCUGCCUGUUGCUGUUGUACUGUUGGCAGUGCUG